CUAAUUCGUUUUGAAUUUCUAUUUCAACUGUUUAAAAUUGCUUUAUUCUUAUAAGCUUAUUAGGCGAUUAUAAAAGAAAUUUGUUACUAAAAAUAACCUGUGUUUAUAAAAGUUAAUUGAAUACACACCACCCAAAAUUACUUUGAAGAAAGUAAUGUCAAAAUAGAAGACUAACCUUAAACACCGGUAUGGAGACCAAAAACGAAAUUUUUUUACAAAGACUUGUAAAAGCAGUGUUAUGGAAUAUUGUGCUGCAAACAGUGCUUGCUACGGGUCUAGUAUUCGUUAUACAAGUAGAUCCUUUACACCCGGUGUCAUGGCUCGUUUCAACUUUUCAUGAUGUACUCAGCUGGAAAAUGGGUUUAAAUGUUGUCCUUCUUAGUCUGGUGUCAUUUUUUCAAGCUUACGUCUAUGGGAGUUAUUACACAGUGCAACAACCUAAAUACUUUACAAGAUUCUCAAUGUUCUUCAAUAUGUUUACACUGCAGAAUGUAGUUUUUGGCAUUUUAUACUCUCUUAAUGGAUAUUUUAGCAUAAACUUGUACACGUCUUUAGCAGAUAGUAAAUUUAAUACAUUGAAAAAAGCUUGUGAUAAAUAUGAUGGGCAGUGCCUUUCGGAACAAAGCUUACUUUUACAGUUUGGUGGGAUGUGGAUGGGAUUGUACUAUUUUCUUAGUGUCCAUAUACUUGGCACUACUGUGUUGACGUUUCCACAUAUUUACCAAGACAAACUCCAACAAAUCAAGUUAGUUAUAAGCCAUAUAAUUUCUAGUGGAUUUAGAAAAUCAAUUAUGCCAGUGAUAUAUUAUUGUGUUUUCUAUUACCUGUGCGGAAAUAAGUCUAGAAAUGUGGUUGGUGAUGUUUACAGUUUAUAUCUAGAAGAUCCACCCAUGGACAACUUUCUUAAUUUGCUAAUGUCUGGUAUUUAUAUUGGCUUGUGGUUUUAUACAAGUUUAUUCUUUAUAUCAGUAUUUACAAUGAGGACUGUAUUCAAUAUUGUGCUUACUGAGCCCUUGAAAUUCCCCAUUGAAUCUGAAACUGAACUAACAUUAUGCAAUGCCCUUGCUCAGACAUCAAAGUUCAAUAGAUACUUAGCAGCCCUUGAUUUGAAAAGAUUAUCCAUGACUGAUGCUAGAAGAAGAAAUGAAAUAUUCACACUAUCUCAGCCGGGAGGACAUCCAAGAAACUGGAACAAUUUGCUUGAUAAGUGUUUGCGAAUAAUUAAUCAAUUUAAUAAAGAAUUAGACAAUAUAAAUGGAGAUGGAAGUAAUGGUGAAGUCGAGAGUUCAUAUAACAUUCAAAUUAAAAAAAAUAAUUUAUCAGAUGUCCCACCUAUAAGUUCAUCAAUGUAUUCUUCUCCAUUGAGGAACAUGGCAUAUUCUCCAAAGUUAUUUGAGUUGAAAGAUCACAAACAACAGGCAAUGGACAAUGCAUUUAUUACUGUAGUAAAGACAGAAUUUAAUAAUUUCAUUCAUAAACUCUGCCAAAAGCCAGGGAUUAGUUAUUUCUUUGGUGAACUUACUGAUACAAGACUGAAAUUUUUAUUGAUACAAUCUCAACCUGUUAUCUGGACUUGUGAAGGAUUGGCAACAAUAGUAGCUGCUUCAUUAAAGGAAGAUAAGUAUGGUGUAGUUCAAACUGAUAUCCCGGAGGUUAUAACUGCAUUAGUGAAUUUAAAGCAAAAUCUAGACAAAUUAACAAAACCAGGACUUGUACCCAAAAAACAUUUUGUAAAUGAUGAAUUUGCUUUAAGACUGAGAACAGCUCUUUUGUCUGCUGUGAAGCGAAGUUUAUACAGGAUAGUAAUAACAUUUUCAAAGCACAUUCAUGAGAUUCCAUUAGAACAUGAUAUCCAGGUGGCUUUGCAACCUUUUUUACUUUGUAAGGAACCCUGAUAAUUAAGAUUUUUUUUUGUUUCCACAUGUUUGCUCUUAUUUUAAUAAAUAAUUAAGUGCUUAUUUUUUGUAUUGUAAUUCAAAUGCUUAUCUUAUGCUAAUGAUGUG
Papilio polytes (common Mormon) is the source of this 2003-nucleotide messenger RNA. It is a transcript of the gene Ndc1, whose product is annotated as nucleoporin NDC1-like. The transcript has a single exon. The coding region runs from base 189 to 1895 and encodes 568 amino acids. NCBI's taxonomy places the organism in Eukaryota, Metazoa, Arthropoda, Insecta, Lepidoptera, Papilionidae. Gene Ontology annotation, biological process: nuclear pore organization. The record is from RefSeq and is a predicted model, not a curated record. Gene Ontology annotation, molecular function: protein-macromolecule adaptor activity. Gene Ontology annotation, cellular component: nuclear pore transmembrane ring.